GGAAUAAUGGAUCCCAACUAACGGAAAUCAAAAACCUAUGCCACAUUCGCAACGUGGCAGAGAGCAGAGUGCCUACCGACACCUAUUUAUGUGGUGGCGAAAAUGGCAUUAGAAGCAGCUAACACUUUACACCACCAAGGCUAGCUAGAGAGCAGGAAGAAGCAGCAGCUGCUAAGAUGGCAAGCAUGACCCUCACCGGCUCCCUUCCAAAGUUCCUCCACGUCAGCCCGGCCAUGGUUCGACGAAACCCGUCGUCGAGGGUCCUCGUCACUGCUGCUCCAAGACCUCCUCAGGGAGGCGCGGCAGGUGACGCUCAGAAAUCCGUCGGUGAGGCGGCCAGAGAGGUGGCAGGAGAGGCGAAGAAGUCUGCUGACGAGACGCGGGGGAUGGCGAGUGCGGCUGCCGCUCAGGUGGCUGACACGACCCAAGAUCUAAGUCAUAAGGCACAACAGUUGGCCCAAGAUGCAUGGGGGUCCGCCAAAGAAACUGCCCAGAAAGUAAAGGACGCAGUGGUUGGCAAGGCUGAAGACACAAAGGAGAGCAUCAAAGACGAUGCCGAGGCUGUCAAACGUGCGAUGAACACUAAGAACAACCGCUAAUUUCCACCUCCUUAUCAACAUUUCCGUCUCAUAUAUUGCUUGAGUCCUUGCAAUUUGUUUUGUUCGUUUGCGUUUUUAACGUCGCUAUAAUUACUACGUCUCCUUCGAUGGGACUAGCAUAUGUAAAUAAAGAUGCAUGCAUCUAUAUAUCAAUCUCAAUCUUAAGGAGGUAUAUCCACCUUAAUUAUUGAGUUUUUUUUCCGCCCUUGUCAACUAAAAUAUAGUGAGUUGCAAUGAGAUGUAUGUGUUCAAAACUUCACAGGAAAGAAGCCUUAAAGGCAAAG
Elaeis guineensis (African oil palm) is the source of this 883-nucleotide messenger RNA. RefSeq lists its product as uncharacterized. NCBI's taxonomy places the organism in Eukaryota, Viridiplantae, Streptophyta, Magnoliopsida, Arecales, Arecaceae. The record is from RefSeq and is a predicted model, not a curated record.